AUGACUAUCAAUCUGCGCGCAUUAUCGACAAAAGCGUCAGGUCUGGCUGACGACAUUCUUCAGCACCAUGAUGAUGUGAGACCAGGGACACGCGGGAUGGACUUUUAUGAGCUUCUUGAAGCUAUUAGUUCCUUGUCGAUACAGAGUCCAACUAAUUCUGAAGUGAAACUUGUUAUGGACCUCGCACGAGCCAAGUGUGAAGUAUUUCGGGCACAAAAGGCACUUGCAGAGUGUUUACUACAGGAAAGCGAAGUAUUAUCGAGCUUGCUCAGAUUUCGAGUAGAUGUCGCGGGGAAGACGCUAGACGAUGCAGACAUGGGCCUGGGGUGCAUGAGACUUGCCUUCAAACAGCAUGGCUGGUCUCAUUUAUCUGCAAGACAACGCGAAAGUGAUCAUCAGCGUGCCGAAAAUUCAUCAUCUGCUACGACAGAAGGUCCAAGUGGCCGCGCUCUCACUAUCCAGCUUGACUGA
Molecule: messenger RNA, 471 nt
Organism: Suillus fuscotomentosus
Lineage: Eukaryota; Fungi; Basidiomycota; Agaricomycetes; Boletales; Suillaceae
Exons: 3
Coding region: 1-471 (156 amino acids)
Source: RefSeq, a predicted model, not a curated record